AUGAGAUUUUCAAAGACUCAUGCCGGCCUAUUCUUGCUUGCAUCAGUGCGUGAGGUCGCAGCAGUCUGCGACCUUCCCUCAACGUACAGUUGGUCAUCAACUAGUGCGCUAGCAAGUCCCAAGUCGGGAUGGGCGGCGCUCAAAGACUUUACCAGCGUGGUUUACAAUGGCCAGCAUCUCGUGUAUGCAUCGACCGCUGAUACAGCCGGCAACUAUGGCUCGAUGAGCUUUGGACUCUUUUCAGACUGGUCUGAUAUGGCGUCGACGACUCAAAACGCAAUGAGCAAUGGAGCUGUUGCGCCAACGCUGUUCUACUUCAGGCCGAAUGACACCUGGGUUCUAGCCUACCAAUGGGGAUCGACCACAUUCUCCUACCGUACAUCAAGUGAUCCCACUAACGCCAAUGGAUGGUCAUCCGAGCAGGCGCUUUUCUCUGGAAGCAUCUCUGACAGCAGUACCGGUUGUAUCGACCAGACUGUUAUUGGCGAUGAUGAAAAUAUGUACCUCUUCUUUGCGGGAGAUAAUGGCAAAAUUUAUCGGGCCGUUAUGUCGAUUGACGAUUUCCCAAGUGAUUUUGGCACAGACUCAGAGGUGGUCCUAAGUGACACUUCUAACAACCUGUUUGAAGCAGUCCAGGUGUACACUGUCAAGGACCAAAGCAGAUACCUCAUGAUUGUCGAGGCCAUUGGGUCGAAUGGGCGGUAUUUCCGCUCGUUCACGGCCGACAGUCUGGGCGGUUCGUGGGAAGCACAAGCGACAAGCGAGAGCCAACCCUUUGCUGGAAAGGCCAACAGUGGCGCCACUUGGACAAAUGAUAUCAGCCAUGGGGAUCUGAUUCGCAGCAAUUCUGAUCAAACAAUGACUAUCGAUCCAUGCAAUCUGCAAUUUCUUUACCAAGGAAGAAGCCCGAGCGCCAGCAGCGACUACGACACUCUACCUUAUAGGCCGGGUGUGCUAACACUGCUGCAGUAG
Messenger RNA from Penicillium atrosanguineum, 972 nucleotides. RefSeq lists its product as uncharacterized. The transcript has a single exon. The record is from RefSeq and is a predicted model, not a curated record. Gene Ontology annotation, molecular function: alpha-L-arabinofuranosidase activity. Gene Ontology annotation, biological process: L-arabinose metabolic process. The coding region runs from base 1 to 972 and encodes 323 amino acids. NCBI's taxonomy places the organism in Eukaryota, Fungi, Ascomycota, Eurotiomycetes, Eurotiales, Aspergillaceae.